Messenger RNA from Rhododendron vialii, 2208 nucleotides. RefSeq lists its product as uncharacterized. The record is from RefSeq and is a predicted model, not a curated record. The transcript has 13 exons. NCBI's taxonomy places the organism in Eukaryota, Viridiplantae, Streptophyta, Magnoliopsida, Ericales, Ericaceae. Bases 183 to 1799 code for a protein of 538 amino acids.
ACACCCAAUUUGUACAAUGGUGGACCGCAUCUUUAAUCAGCGGUCCUCAUCGUAUUGGAAAAAUGAUCCGAGGAAUCUAGGUUAGGACUUCAUCGACCAUUCUGCUGCAAAGCGAAUCGGAAUUCUCAGAGAGAGAGAGAGAGAGAGAGAGAGGAGAGGAGAGGAGAGAGAAAUUAAGAGAGAUGUGGCACGAAGCUCGUAGGUCGGAGAAGAAGGUCCACGACAUGAUGGACGCGGCUCGGAAGAGAGCUCAGAGACGAGCUGUUUAUCUCGCCAAGAGGCGGGGCGAUCCUCAGCAAUCCAUCCAGGUCGUCGGAUCCCGUUGCCGCACGUACCGCGACGACGGCCUCUAUCAGGCCACCCAGGAUCAGCAAGGCCUGAUACCGUGGAAUGGGAAAGAAGAUAUCUUAAUUGACCGAUUUGAUGGUCGCGCUCUUCUCGAUUUUAUUCGAGAUUCCAGUUCCCGACGAUUUCGGGCCCCCGAGAAGACAGAGGAAGAAGAGGAAUUAGAAGAGUUUGUUAAUUUUGAGCGUUAUCGGGAUUUAAUUAAGCAUCAACGUAGAGGAUUUGGCGAUGAGGAGGGUUUGCAGCAUGUGAAUCAAGAGAUGGAGGCCAAGGCUGCUGCUCUAUUUGGAUCUGACAGAUCUCAUCCGGCUCAGGCUCCAGCAAGCAAGGGCUCAUAUUCACAGGUGGCUUUCUCUUAUGAUGGGGAUGGAAAAGAGGAAACUAAUUAUUCAGAUGGGGAUGAGGAUGAUGACGAUGAUGAAGACGAAGAUGAUGAGGAUUUUAACAGUGAUGAUAGCAAUGAUGAAGAGAUGGAGAAAAUCGCAAAAGAAUUUGGUGUCAAGAGGUAUGGUUGGCUUGUUUACAUGGAUAAAAAAGCAAAAGAGGAGGAAAAGAGGCAAAAAGAAGUGGUCAAGGGGGAUCCUUCCAUUAGGAAGCUUACUCGAAAGGAAAGGAGGAAGGUUUCUCAGAUAGAAAGAGAGAGAGAAAGAGAAGCUGCCCAGGUUACAGGCACUCGGUUGCUUCAUCGUGAUCCAUAUAGGGAGCCUAGACGAAGUCCAACUUAUGAGGCUUAUUCUCGUUCUAGAAGAUCCAGAUCAAGGUCACGGUCACACUCCCCAUCCCACUCAAGGCGCUAUGCUCGUGGUGUCCAUUCUAAUGAUGGUCAUCGAAGCAAGUCAAAGCCUUCAAAAAUAGAAUAUAUUACUGAAUUUGCGGGAUCUGCUGAUGGGGAUGAGCCAAAGCUUGAAGGAUUCUCUCCUCCACCUUCUCCAUCCAAAGCCGAUGUGUUGAACCGGCCAGUGACUGGUCAAAUACUUGAGGCCUUGCAUACGGAUCCUGCUUCCAGUGUCUCCCUUGAUAAGGAAAAGAAUACUAAAGUUUUGCCACAAAUUAGCACUUCGUCAGCAUUGGCAAGGCUAAGCAAGUCUACUACUAGUGGGGGCGUUUCGAAACAAGAGGAGAAGAAGGAAACACCUCAAGAGCGACUUAAACGAAUAAUGAGCCGGCAACUUAAUAAGCAAAUCAAGAAAGAUACUGCUGUUGAAAUGGCCAAGAAAAAGGAGCAGGAGCGCCAAAGGAAUGAAAAACUUGCAGAAACUAGCAGAUUGAGUCGACAUCGGCGUCGCAGUCACAGCAGAAGUUACAGUCGAUCCCCUCCGAGAAGAAGUAGGCGGAGCAGAAGUCCAAGUAGAAGCAGUUCUCGAAGAUAUCAUUCUCGGUCUCGUUCUCCCUCCCAUUCUCGUUCCAUUUCACGCUCUCGCUCUCCCAGGGUAAGAAGCCGUUCAAGGUACUAAGAAAGAUAGUAUCUGGGGUCACUUUGGGGAGAAUGAUUAAUGCAUAAGCCUUUGUCUCAAAAGUAAGUAUAUUGUAGAACGAAGAGAAGCAGCAGCAGCUAGCUCUCAUGUCCUUGUAUGUGGAAUUGUCAUGGUGAUUUUGUAAAGAGAAGCGAUGACACUCGGCUAUCUCGUGUUUUUUCUUUGCUCAUCAGUUCUGGAAGUUCUAGUGCGUUUCUGUGGGAUAAGUUCGAGUGAUUUAUACUGUUAGCUAUUAGUUUUUGGUCAAUACUACGCUUUAUUUGCGUUUUCGUGCACUAGUGAUGUUGACUUGCGCAAUAAUCUUGCCAGUGAUUUGGAUGUUUAAUUUGUCCAGAUCCCUCAAAGCUGAAGAAAUAGUAGUUUUUUGGAUGCCGUUUCUUUUAUGUAA